GUAAAAGAAAAUGUUUGAAAGUGGACUAAUUGACCCUAAACGAUUUUGAGUUUCUGCUACCCUCGGACGCCACACAAUAUAAAAUCAUCGGCCUUUACUGGGCAGUAGAAUUUGGAAAGCAAAUGAUGCAGAGGCUCAGACACGGCGGCCUUGACAGUUGUCGUUUCCUCAGCCAUUGCAGCAGAAGAAGAGGCCUCUGCUCUCUCCCGGACACUGCUCUAAUCGAUGAUCUUGAUCACCAAGUAUUGGUUGAAGGCAAAGCUUGGUCCAGAACUGCAGUUCUCAACAGGCCUUCAGUGCUCAAUUCUCUCACUACUGCAAUGGGGCUUAGAUUGCAGAAGCUGUACAGAAGUUGGGAAGAUAAUCCGGAUGUGGGUUUUAUUGCAUUGAAGGGCAGUGGCAAGGCAUUUUGUGCGGGUGGAGAUGUAGUGUCUCUAUAUCAUUUGAUAAAUCAAGGGAGAAUGGACGAUUGUAAGGAGUUUUUUCGGGCAUUAUAUCCUUUUAUAUAUCUCCUCGGCACAUGUUUAAAGCCACAUGUGGCUAUCUUGAAUGGUGUUACCAUGGGUGGUGGUGCUGGUGUCUCAAUCCCUGGAACAUUCCGCAUUGCAACUGAUAAAACGGUCUUUGCUACCCCUGAAACUUUAAUUGGUUUCCAUCCAGACGCUGGGGCAUCCUUUUACCUUUCACAUCUACCAGGUCACGUAGGGGAGUUCUUGGCUCUUACAAGUGAAAAGCUCAAUGGACCUGAGAUGGUUGCUUGUGGGCUUGCAACACACUAUUUGCAUAGUUCAAGGAUUCCAUUAAUCGAAGAAGAUCUUGGAAAGUUAGUUACUGAUGAUCCGUCUGUCAUUGAAGCUUGUUUUGACAAAUAUGGGGAACUUGUCCAACCAGAUAAGUCAAGUGUGCUUCACAGGAUUGAAUUACUUGAUGAAUGUUUCAGCCAUGAUACAGUUGAAGAGAUUAUAGAUGCCUUGGAAAGGGAGGCAGGCAGAACAAAGGACCCAUGGUGCAUUUCUACUCUAAAGAGACUUAAAGACGUCUCGCCGUUGAGCUUAAAGGUUUCCCUUAGAUCUAUAAGAGAAGGAAGAUAUCAGACCCUUGAUCAGUGCUUGGUCCGUGAGUACCGAAUGUCCCUACAGGGGAGUUAUAAGCAGAUCAGUGGUGACUUUUGUGAGGGGGUUCGGGCGAGACUAGUCGAAAAGGACUCAGCACCAAAGUGGGAUCCUUCAAGUGUUGAAAAAGUAACCAAAGACAUGGUCGAUCAAUAUUUUCUCCCACUUAGUGAAUUUGAGCCUGACUUAGAAUUACCAACAGAGUUGCGAGAAGCGUUUAUCUGAUAUCAUUUGUCCUCCAUAAUUUCAUAUUGGAGAAAGGUGGGUAGACUCCAAAGUCACAUGAGAAGCAUUUGCCCAAAAUGAUAUCCUUUCAUGUUGGGAGCUAGACCUGAUAAAAUUUGGAGUUCGACAGAGCUGCUGGACUAUUGCAAAGUUGAUUCUCACUUCUUUCAGUUCUUUCCUCGUUCGUCCCACCUCAACCACAACACAAGAAAUGGUGGAUGACCAAGACUAUUGAAACUAUAGAAGUAGGGAGAGUUUGAUCACUUAUAAAUAUUUAUUUCAAG
This is a messenger RNA of Fragaria vesca subsp. vesca, 1621 nucleotides long. Its product is annotated as 3-hydroxyisobutyryl-CoA hydrolase-like protein 1, mitochondrial-like. Gene Ontology annotation, biological process: L-valine catabolic process. The record is from RefSeq and is a predicted model, not a curated record. Gene Ontology annotation, molecular function: 3-hydroxyisobutyryl-CoA hydrolase activity. Bases 123 to 1337 code for a protein of 404 amino acids. The transcript is spliced from 14 exons. Lineage: Eukaryota; Viridiplantae; Streptophyta; Magnoliopsida; Rosales; Rosaceae.